GGGCGCGCGCAGAUCCCGGAGGGCGCCCAGGAGGCGGCGGCUCCCGGCGCCGCUUCCGCUGGGGGCCGGUUCAUUGGCGCGGGGUCGCGCGGAGCGGCGGGAGGGCGGGCGGUGCCUGACACCUGUGGGCCGGCGGCGCACGGUGGCUGCGGAGUCGAGGCGGCUGGUGCAAGGUCCUGCCCUGACCACAGCUGCCCUUCAGGAGACUGGCCUGGAGCCACGGUCGGGCCACUGGGCUGCUUGUCAAGGGUGGGGCAGUGGCGACUUGCCGCCUUGCCUCGUCAGCCCGGCCUGGGGCUCCACCUGGCACUCGGUGCGGCCACGGAGAGAGCUCCAGGAGGAGCCCCGGUGCAGCAGGACCCCGGAGACCGGGAUCCAGAAAAAACCGCAGGAGAGACCAGUCAAGGUUCUGAAACGACUCGAAGAAAUUGACAGAUCUGGAUGGCCACGCCCGACAGGAGAGUGGUCUCCAGACCCCGGGGACCUGGCUGGGGGCACCAGGGGAGCGGGGCCUGCCUGGGCUCCCUGGACGACCUGCCACGUGAGGGGACCCAGGAGCUGGCACCGGCACAGCUGACCAUGCUGAGGAAGGCACAGGAGUUCUUCCAGACCUGUGAUGCCGAGGGCAAGGGCUUCAUCACCAGGAGGGAUAUGCAGAGGCUGCAUGAGGAGCUGCCCCUCAGCCUGGAGGACCUGGAGGAUGUGUUUGAUGCCCUGGAUGCUGACGACAAUGGCUUUCUGACCCCAGCGGAGUUCACCACUGGAUUUAGUCACUUCUUCUUCAGCCAGAAGAAGCCGAGUGAGGAAGAUGGAGCUGAGCACCUGGCCCAGCUCCAGGAAGAGAAGGUGUAUCAGACCAGAGGGUGUGAGGAUCUGGGUGACCUGGACGAAGAUGAGGAAGGCCAGUUCCAGAUGCUGAUGGACAGGCUUGGAGCCCAAAAGGUUUGGGAAGAUGAAAAUGACGUCAAGCAACUCUGGCUGCAGCUGAAGAAGGACGAGCCUCACUUACUGUCCAACUUUGAGGAUUUCCUGACCAGAAUCUUCUCGCAGCUCCUAGAAGCCCACGAGGAGAAGAACGAGCUGGAGUGCGCCCUGAAAAGGAAAAGUGCUGCCUAUGAUGAAGAGAUCCAGCACCUCUACGAGGAGAUGGAACGGCAAAUCAAAAGCGAGGAAGAGCAGUUUCUCCUGAAGGACACGGAGAGGUUCCAGGCGUGCAGUCAGGAGCUGGAACGGAAGCUGUUCUCCAAGGAGCAGGAACUGGAGCGGCUCAUCCAGAAGCAGAAGCGGCUGGAAGGCCAGUGCACCGCCCUGCACAACGACAAGCACGAAACCAAGGCUGAGAACACCAAGCUGAAACUCACCAACCAGGAGCUGGCCGGGGAGUUGGAGCGGACAUCCUGGGAGCUGCAGGAUGCCCAGCAGCAGCUGGAAAGCCUCCAGCAAGAGGCCCGAAAACUCCACCAGGAGAAGGAGAUGGAAGUGUACCGCGUCACGGAGAGUCUGCAGCGGGAGAAGUCAGGGCUCCUGAAACAGCUGGAUUUCCUAAGGGAAAGGAACAAGCAUCUUCGGGAUGAACGGGACAUAUGUUUUCAGAAAGACAAGGCAGCCAAGGCAAACACAGCUGCUUCCAAGGCAAGCCAGAAGCAGCGAUCUGGCUCUGUGAUCGGCAAAUACGUGGAUGGCGGAGGGACGCUCAGAAGCCAGUCAGAGGAGGAGGAAGAUGUGUUUGGCAUCCUGUGGAGGAGAAGCUCCCUGGGCCUGAGUGGGCACCCCCUUACAGAAGAGGGGCCGGGGACCGGGGGUCUGCUCCCCCGGCCGCUCCGCAGAAUCAUCUCCAUUGAAGAGGACCCGCUGCCCCAGCUGCUGGGGGGCGGCUCUGAGCAGCUACUGGGCCAAUGCCCGGAAGAAGGGAAGGCCUCCGACCAGGGGGCGGAGGGACAAAUCGGGCCAUCCCGACCUCUGGAACUCAUGCCUGCGUCUCCCCGAGGGCAGCCCGCUGGAAAAGAGACCCCGUCUAAGGAGGAAGGCUCUGUGUCCACCCCAGACCGGCUCUUCAAGGUCGUGUUUGUGGGCAAUUCCUCCGUGGGGAAGACGUCCUUCCUGAGCCGGUUCUGCGACGGCAAGUUCUCCCCGGGUUCAGCAGCCACCAUGGGCAUCGACUACCGCAUGAAGACCGUGCGUGUGGACGACUCGCGGGUGGCCCUGCAGCUGUGGGACACGGCGGGGCAGGAGAGGUAUCGCUGCAUCACCCAGCAGUUCUUCCGCAAGGCCGACGGCGUCGUGGUCAUGUACGAUCUCACAGCCAGGCAGUCCUUCCUGGCCGUGCGGCUGUGGCUGAGCAGCGUGGAGGAAGCUGUGGGAGACCACGUUCCCGUUCUUCUGCUGGGCAACAAAGUUGACAACGAGAAGGAGCGGGAAGUGCCGCGGGGCCUGGGAGAGCAGCUGGCCCAGGAGCACAACCUGAUCUUCUACGAAUGCAGUGCCUAUUCCGGUCACAACACCCAAGAGUCCGUGCUCCAUCUGGCCAGGAUCCUCAAGGAACAAGAAGACACAGUGAGGGAGGACACCAUUCAGAUUGACCGCCCCGCCAAGAAGAAAGCCUGCUGCGGCUGAUACAGGUCCCCUAGGACUCCCACCCAGGCCUGAGGCCACAGGGCCUACCCUGCCUCCUGCACAGAUGCCCUCACCAGGGCCCACCCAGACCUUUAUCCUUGUCAGCGAUGUCCCCCACCCCAAAGGAAGGAAAACACAUCCCGUCAGGAAAGCUGCUCUUGGAGCCUCUUGGGGUCUUUCUCCCCCUUCUCUGUCUAGACCCAGUUGCCUAUUCCUUUCUUGUUUCUCCCCCCAGCUUGGUUUCCUGGGGAGACAACAGAUGGGCUUUUCCAGAGAAGCCACCACGUGCCUUUCCCACCUCCCUUCUCGCCCCCUGCCCUUAGGAGCCUCGGCACUGAGGUUGCCAUGGCAACUAAGCAAGGCAGACUUGCUGCUUCCUGUAGGCCAAAGCCACAGCACUGGGGCAGCUGGUCUGGCCUCGGAGCCUGUUCUCUGGAUGGCAGUGGGAUACCCUUGGCAGGUGCUUCGUGGACGUUGAGAUGCCCGCGGGUGUUGAGAAGAGCACACUGGGGCACCUGCAUCCUGUUCCAGCCUCUCCCCGCGCUGGUCCUGCUCCUUCCCAAGCUCCCGGGCCCCUCCUCUCUCAGCAGCACCAUGCCUCCAGUGUUUGUCCCCUGGGUUCUCUGGAGCCGCGCCUUCCAAAAACCACAGCCUUUGCUCCCCACCGCCCACCCAGACCCCUGACGCCAAGCUGGAGCGUGGGUGAUAAAUGUGCGCCUGGGGUCAGCGAGUGGGCUUCUAACUGCUUGACUUUGACUAGGAGACGAAAAGAAAACCAGGGCAACAAAGCCAUCUGUUGCUGAACAGAGAGGCCAUGUCUGAGGGUAUAAAUAAGGGUAUAUAGCUAUGUAAGAGCCAUUUUCUAGAUGUUUCUCAAGAUAGCUCUUCAAAAUUUGUACAUGAUGAAUUAACAGGGUAGAUUGACAGGCGAGCAGGGAGGCCCAACACCAGGUCCGCAGUUACUAAUUUCACUUUAUGUUACUUUUUUCUAGAAGGCUCUAUUUUCUUUUUAAAGUGUGGCUGUGAUGUUGACACUUUGCUGGGGUCUGAGCGUGAACAGAGGGUAGCUGUCGGCCUUGGCACCCCUGUGAGGGCCCCGGCACAGGGCACUUGGAUGGAGGGGACUGAUCUGGGCCCGUGUAUGGGCCCGUCCGCUAGGUGGUGAGGUCCCAACCCCUGGCAGCGCUCCAGCAUCCCUGGCUGGUGUCCAGGGGGUUGGCAAGGGCACUCUUGCCCUGGCUGGGGGUUUGAAUGCAAUGAUCAUAAACAUCACUGCCUAUGACCAUUCUAGGGCUAGACCCAGGCCCCCCGUAGGAAAUCGGGUGAUGUGCAUGUGCGGUGGGGCAUGCAGGAAGGAAGGGAGCAGAGAGUAUCCACGGGCCUCCAAGAAGGUGAUUCAAGACACCUGCACACAGCCAGCCCGACCGCGGGGCGGGAGGGAAAGCCACUGGCCAGAGCUCCCAAGGGUAUUCCUGUGGCCUCUUUCCCAAACCAGCCUCAGGGUCAGAGCCCAUGGGCCACAAGCAAGCGGCAGCCGCCGCGUGCAGACUUUCUCUCUCGUCCAGCCUUCGCAGGCCCCUGGGAGCCCACAGAGGUGGGGGACAAAGCCAGCACUGGGCACCAGGAGGUGCCCAGGACCCUGGGCAAGCCUGCUCCCUCCCGGGCCCCCGUCGCAUCAGUAAAAUAAGGGGUGGGCUUUUUCACGCUUCAGGUUCUUCCUGUUCAGAGGGCUUGUGUCUAACUUAUGCUGGCCCCCAGUCCAGGUGUGCAGGGACCCACAGGCAGCUCCUUUCCCUAAGAGAGGGCACUGCUGAUGGUCUCACUAGUGGGAUGGGUCACCCAGAAGUGGCUCUCGAUGUCUGUGUGUGUGCAUGUGGAGGGCAGGUAGAAGAGAGGGGACAGCGUGGAGAAAGUGAACAAGCUCUCCCACUUCUGACAAAAAACAGAGCUGUCAACGGGACUCAUGGGGCCAGCAGGCGGUAGCCGGGGCUCCCUGAGCCCACAGGUGCCUGUGUACCCAGACAGUAGUCCCUGGCUUGGGUUUCGAGCAGGGUGGGCUGGCCCUAGUGCCUGGCCUUCCGGCAUGUUCGGUAAAUCCCCACGAACCCGCAAAGAUCCAGGCAGAAAGAGGGGCAGGAAGGGUCAUCAGGCCUCUGCUGCUUCCUUCUCCAACCCCACCUGAAAAAAAAAUGGCAGAGAGGGACCUCAGAGAGACUCAGACGUUCUGUGUCCCUGGGUCUCAGCUGCCCCUUCCCUCCCCAUUCCUUUGAAGUAACCCCAGUGGCCGCCAGCCCGGCCCAGAGCCUAGCACCGUGUGUCAGAAAAGCCUCCUAGCUCCACCCCUUGCUGCUGGCAUGACCCUGAGCAAGUCCCUUAAGCAGGUUUCCUGUCUGUCUGUAGACGGGAGGUUUCCAUGUCUACCUCACAGGGAUGUUUAGGGAUCACGGGAGGCAGUGCGUGUGAAGUGCCCAGGACACAUAGGUGCUGACAAGGAGGGGCUGUGGUCAUGGUCAAGGUCGAGUUUCUGCCCAGACCCCUUGCCUUGCCUCAGUUUCAGGUUGAGCAGCAGCUAACACUAAGCGUCCUCCCGUAACUGGGAACUGCACGGACACCACCUCGUUUGUGCGCCUGCUUGUCCAGCCCAUUCCCCCAGCUUCUGAGCUUGUGUCCAGCGCUGCCUCUUGGCCCUGCCCGUCUUUGUCCUGCGGGUUUCCUGGUUCUCCAGUCGGGCCCACGUCCCACCACCCUCCCUCCCUGCCGUGGUUCUCCCGGACUUAGCCCGUUCCCGGUGCUUACGCAGGGAUGCCCCAUGCUCGCUCCCCGAUUCUGAUUCCUUGGGCUUCUCCCGGGUCUGCUGCUGCCUUCACCCUGAGUGGCCCCCACGAGCUCCAUCACCACACCGACAGCCCUGUCGCUUUGCUCCUUGUCCCGCACUUAUUUCCCCUCACAGCCCCUCUGGGGUCUUUUCUGUUCCUCUGUGAUACCCCGACUUUCUCCCACUCUCCCCGCCCUGUACUCUUUCCCCAGUGUUCAUACCUCUGCCCAAUCUUGGAGUCCCCUCCCCCCUUCUCUCCCCCAGGCCCACAGGCGGCGUCUGCAUCCUCCAUCAUAAAUGGCUCAACCCUUUGUCUCUGUCAUGAGUGGUUACUGCUCCAAAGGGUCUUAAACCAAUUUCAGCUAAGGUGUUAAUGCCAGUGGUGUUCAGGGCCAUAUUGAUACUCUAACAAAGAACUUUAAAGGAGAGAAAACUUUAACUCAAAGGAGUAAAUCCUUAGUGCUAGACUAUUAAGCACCCUAAUGAGUCAUGGGGGUCAAGUAUUUAGGACAGAGCUGCUUCUCCUGUAUCCUCUUAAAGAUCUCAGUUUGCUUCAUGUACUUUGGGGCUCUGUUUCUAAGUUCUUAUAUAUUUUUUAAAAAUGUUUAUUGGAGUAUGUAGUUGAUUUAGAAUGUUGUGUUAGUUUCUGUUAUACAGUAAAGUGAAUCAGUUAUACCUAUACAUAUAUCCACUCUUUUUAAGGUUAUUUUCCCAUAUAGGUCUUUACAGAGUAUUGAGUGAGUUCCUUGUGCUCUACAGUAGGUCCUUAGUAGUUAUCUAUUUUAUAUAUAGUAGUGUGUAUAUGUCAAUCCCAGUCUCCUGAUUUAUCCCUCCCUUGGUAACCAUAAGUUUGUUUUCUACAUCUGUGACUCCUUGGUAACCAUAAGUUUGUGUUCUACAUCUGUAACUCUAUUUCUGUUUUGUAAGUAAGUUCACUGGUACUCUUUUAUUCAGAAUCCACAUAUAAGCAAUAUUAUAUGAUAUUUGUCUUUCUCUGUCUGACUUACUUCACUCACUUGUAUGUCUAUAAUUGUAUCUCUUCUUGAGGAAUUGACCCUUUAUCAUCAUAAAAUGUGCUUCUUUGUCUUUAGUCACAAUUUUUGCCUUAAAGUCUAUUUUGUCUGAUGUUAGUACAGCCACACCAGCUCUUUUGGUUGAUACAUCUUCUGCGUGAUAUAUCUUCUCUACCCUUUUACCUUCAACCUAUUUGUGCCUUUGAAUCUAAAGUGGUUCUCUUGUAGACAGCAUGUAGCUGGAUCACGUUUUUAAAUCUUUUCUUCCAGUCUCUGCUUUUUAAUUGGAAAGUUUAAUCUGUUUAUAUUUAAUGUGAUGGGUAAAGUAUGAUUUGUGUCAGCCACUUUGCUAUUUCUUUUCUGUAUUUCAUAUGUCCUUUUUGUUCCUCUAUUCCUCCACUACUGCCUUCUUUUGUUGUUUGUAUUAGUUAUUUUCUACUGUACAACUGUAAUUCUCUUGUAAUUUUAUUUGCUAUGUAUAAUUUAUUUGUUUUCUUGGUGGUUGCCCUGGGGGUCACCAUUAAUAUCUCAAUUUACAACAGUUUGGAUUAAUAAUGACUUAAUUCCAAUAGUAUAAAAAAUUUGUUCCUGUAUAGUUUCCAUUCCCCCCUCCCUGUUAUUAUUAUAAAUUACAUCUUUAUACAUUUUAUGCCCAUCAACAUAGAUUUGUAUUUAUUGCUUUAUGCAGUUGUCUUUUAAGUCAGUAGAAAGGAGUUACAAAUAAAAAAUACAUUUAUAGCAUCUUAAUUUAUUUAUGUAAUUUUACCAGUGCUCUUUAUUUUUUCAUGUUGACUGAAGUUGCUAUUUAGUGUCCUUUUAUUUCAGUAGUAUUUCUUGUAGGGCAGGUCUGCUAGAGACAAACUCUCUCAAUUUUGUUUAUCUGGAAAUGUCUUAAUUUAUCCUUUAGUUUUGAAAGAUAGUUUUACCGGAUAUAGAACUUUUGACUGACAGGGUUUCUUCCCCGCCCCGGUCAGUACUUUGACUUUACCAUCCCACUGUUUCUGGCCUCCAUGGUUUCUAAUGAGAAAUCAUCUGUUCAUCUUAUUGAGGAUCCUCUGUAUGCGAUGAGUUGCUUCUUUCUUGCUGCUUUCAAAGUUCUUUGUCUUUGUCAUCCAGUGGUUUGAUUUUUAUGUGUCUAACAAUAGAUCCCUUUGAGUUUAUCCUACUUGCAGUUCACUGAGCUUCUUGGGUGCAUAAAUUAAUGGCUUUCAUCAAAUUGGGGGGGGUGGUUAUUAUUUCUUUAAAUAUUAUUUUUGUUUCUCUCUCCCUUUCCCUUCCUUAUAGAACCUGAUUGUGCAUAUGUUGGCGUGCCUGAUGGUGUCCCACAGGUUUCUGAGGCUCUGUUCAUUUUUCUUUCUUUUUUAUUUGUGUUCCUCAGACUGGAUAAUCUCAAUUGCCUUAUCUUCAAGCUCACUAAUUCUUUCUUCUGCCCGCUCAGAUAUGCUGUUGGGACCCUCUAGUGAAUUUUUCAUUGUACUUCUAGUGAAUUUUAUUAUUGUACUUAUCAACUCCACAAUUUCUGUUUGAUUCUUUUUGAUAAUUUCUGUCUCUUUACUGAUAUUCUCUACUUGGUGAGACAUUGUUCUCACACUUUCCUUUAGUUAUUUAGACAUGGUUUCCUUUAGGUCUUUGAACAUAUUUUAAAUAGCUGGAUUUAAAAUUUCAAAGACCUCACACUGGUAGCCCUCUGCCCUGUGCACAAAUGAAGCUCUGCUUGCCAUCCCUGCUUUCUUUCUCCCACUUCACACAAUGUAGCCAGGACUCUGGUCUCCUUCCUUAGCCCCAUCCCAAACCUCCCCCCCAAAGUCUUUCUUCUCUUCUAGAUUGGAGGAGGGACCUUAAAAUCAGAAGUUGUUUAGAUCUGAGAAACCCUCCCCUCCACCUCGAGCUUUUGGCUGCCCUGCUGGAGAUGAGCCACUCAAGGAGGUGUCCAGUUCCCUGGGGAAGUGAAGGGAGGCCAGAAAUCCUCACGCAGUGUUCCCCCUCCUGCCAGGAAUCCAGACAUUCCACAAAGCUUCACUCACAAGGGAUAGGUGUGGGAAGACUGCAAAUCAGAAGCUUAUUUAAAAAGCAGUUUAAUUACUUCAAAAUAAUGAAAUCACAGUAUAUAAGCAUACAAAAACCAUGACUCAGCUGUCCUGUUGCUGACUGGCCCUAGGUUUCCUGCUAUUUCUCCUCCUGUCAUUCUGGGGACCAGAAAGUGGCUCUACAAAUUCCAACCAAUUCAGUCAAAAUCCGUACUCGUUAGUUAUUCCCUCCCUCCUUAUCCUGGGGUGUGUGUUGGUGGGGUGAGGAUGAUGCUGGUCGGCAGGAUAGGGAGCUUUCUAAACCUCCCCACUUCCUAACUAUGAAUGUUUCUAUUAAUAGACAUGCUAAUUAGCAGCAGCAGUAACAAAGAACACCGUAACUCUACCUUUCACACAAAUAGGGCACAUAAUCGAAGUGCCCUGUUUAGGAAGGACCCGAACGGUGCGUGGCAGAGGACCUGAGGUCAGUGUGGAGCCUGAGGAGCGCUCGCGAGGCUGGGCCAUUUAUCAUCCUUGGGCAGGACUGGGUCAGGUCCAGGGACUGAUCCCCUCCAAGGGCUGCGGCUUUAUCAGGGCUCGGGCUCUGAUCCAGAAGUGGUCAUUACAGGCCCUUGUCACAGCACCAGGAGAUUCCACUCCCCCAAAGUAAGGACUCCUAGGUCCAGUGAGGCCUGUGCUAUCAUAAUGAUUAUGACUGCACCCAUCUGACCUAUAAAAAUACAUACUACACAUAAAAACACUGCACUCCUAAGCAAAAAUGCCCAGAGAACAUGGAGAGAGGGGAUGGAAUCUUUUUUGACUCAGAAAGAAGAAUUGAAACGUGGUGCUCAAGGGGCAUAAGAAUGAGUUGGCGUCAUGUGACUGUGGAAGUGGGGUUCAACGAGCAGGUGUAGAGCUAGGUCACGGGCAGAGGGUUGGGGUGAUCCAACAUGCAGUCCAUGGGUUGCCAGGCCGUUCUGUAAAGUUUGGGUGUGGGGUUUAUCUAUACACAGUGUCCACGGACCGCUCCCCUGAGGGCACGAACAUUCACCUCUGUCACCUCAUUUUGGGCACAGUGUCUGGCCAGCAGUGUUUGCCUAAAGGUCCAGUUAAGAGCAGAGCAUCGUGUGUCGAGAGCAAGGCCCACCACUUGGUGGGUCACCCCACUGGACCCCUGGACCCCUGUGGCCUAGUAGACCCAUGGGGUUUGCCCGCUGGCUCCAAUGAGGAGCUGCUUCCGGCUUUAACACAAAGCGCUGAGGAUCAUUCCAGCUGCUGCGGUUUGAUUGCCUUUCAGACAGUGUGAGGCCCAUCAAAGCCUCUGUCUCAUUACCCUGCAGCCGCCGCGGCUCCCACUGGCAGCUCGACAGCUCAAUCUGACUUGGGCUCCGUGCCUCUGAGCAUUAAAAGAUACUUCCCUGCCCGGCCCUCUUCUUUCCUGGUGUGGAACCAGCCGCCUUCACCCAGGCAGUGCCUCUCCCAAAGGCUUUCUCUAGCCCCUAAAGACCUGUGCAGAGUGAGAACCUACAUACAAGUUUGUGGCAUUGGGCAGAACCUGGACCUGCCUGAUGCUCUGAGCCCCAGCUUCCCAGGCUAUAAAAGAGUUCUCUCUGCCCGACUACCGUCACCAGGCGUGUGUAGGUCAAAUGAGAACCCUGGGGACAGGGCUUAGUCAACUGAAAAUCUCUAGGCAAACUAGCUAUCACAUCUAUCUCCUGUGAAGAGACCAGAGCAAAACACAAUAGGCAAGAGAGAAAAUCGUUCAAGUCUUGGUACUGGGAGCAGCUGGAGUCUCACACAAGAGCAUUUCCCAUUUCCCUAGGCUAAUAAAACCAGGAAAGCCUGCAUUCCUCCAAGCUAGACACUUGGUCUAAGAACGCUCUGUACCUCCCCCCUCUGCGUUGAAGGUGGACGGGGGCCCGGCCUCCAGGCUCCAGGCUCCCCCUGGCAGGGUUCAGGUCUCAUUCACUUUUGUGUUUCCUAGGGCCUGACACGUAACAGACACCGGAAGGGUGGAUGGGCAGAUUUAAGACUUUGGCUGCCACACUCCCAAUCGAACCAUCUCUACCCUCCUGGUUUAUGAAACACUUUCACUUUGUGAUGAGGCCCAAAUUCUGGCCUUGGGGGGCAGUGAGUGACGGCUGCACACACGGUUGUGACUGUACUUAAUGCCUCUGAAUUGUACAUUUGAAAAUGGUUCAAAUUGUCACUGUAUGCUGUGUCUAUUUUCCCACAAUACAUUUCUUGAACAAGCUCUUUCACAAACGUUUAUGUUCCAUGAAUGAGUGAAGGACGGAUCCUCUUCAGUGCCACCACGGAGGCACUAAAACACCCGAUGUUUGUGUUGGGCUGUGUCAGGAGAUGAGGGAGCGGGAAAGGAAGACCAGCUUGCUGACAGCCCUUGAGCUUCAGGGCACCGAGGGGAGGAAACACCUGGAAACCCACAACUAUACAUUGACGCAUCAUAAAAACGGGCUUCCCUGGUGGCGCAGUGGCUGAGAGUCCGCCUGCUGAUGCAGGGGACACGGGUUCGUGCCCCGGUCCGGGAAGAUCCCACAUGCCGCGGAGCGGCUGGGCCCGUGAGCCAUGGCCGCUGAGCCUGCGCGUCCGGAGCCUGUGCUCCGCAACGGGU
Messenger RNA from Orcinus orca (killer whale), 11079 nucleotides. RefSeq names its product calcium release activated channel regulator 2A (gene CRACR2A). Gene Ontology annotation, molecular function: calcium ion binding; GTPase activity; GTP binding. The transcript has 19 exons. NCBI's taxonomy places the organism in Eukaryota, Metazoa, Chordata, Mammalia, Artiodactyla, Delphinidae. The record is from RefSeq and is a predicted model, not a curated record. The coding region runs from base 442 to 2613 and encodes 723 amino acids.